Molecule: messenger RNA, 1412 nt
Organism: Aspergillus eucalypticola CBS 122712
Lineage: Eukaryota; Fungi; Ascomycota; Eurotiomycetes; Eurotiales; Aspergillaceae
Exons: 4
Coding region: 132-968 (278 amino acids)
Source: RefSeq, a predicted model, not a curated record
CCAGUGACUUUUUAUAUCUUGCCAUACUAAGUUAAGAGUCGGCGUCUCGUUUCAACUCGUUCGUCUCCUUCUCUUUCUGUACUCUAGAAACGUUGCCACACUUCCCAAUAAAGGUAAAUCCAACAAUAGAUAUGUCGACUCCCAUUCCCAAAGGUUACGACAAACUGGCUGCCUUAAUGACCCGCGACCCCGGGUCCUCCAUUUUUCGACGCUUUUCCAAGCUUAAUGCAAAGAACUUGCUCUAUCUCCAGGCGGAGGUCGCCUACGUCGAAAAUGAACUCCAAUGUAUCAUUGAGGAGGACAGUCGAUCCCAGGAGAAGAAAACGUUUCCAUUCUCAGUCUGGCACAUGAAGACUUCAGAGGACCCGUUUCAAUGGGAGAAGGUCCUCGAAGCACGCAAGUUAUUGAAUGAGUACAACGCAGCCCUACUCCAACAAUCCCAACUCCUCCGCCUCAACAAGCCCGAGAAAACCGACCUAGAGGUGUUCCAAGCAUGGCUGAAAGACGAACAAGGCGAAAACAUGAUGUUUUCGCCUCCAGGCCAAUGGGAUGGAGAAAAUGAGAGCGACCUGGUAGCAUUAUGCAGUCGACAUGAGGAGACAGACCGUUUCACCCGGUUUGUCUAUACGCGAGUCGUUUCGUGGUUCCAUCAGAUGGCGGGGGCGAAAGAUACCAAACGAAAAGAUAUCGAAUCCGGCGUCUGGUACUACAAUGACCGGACAAUCAAAUCUUGGACGUAUAUGCUCAGCUUGAUUAUCUCGGGAUUGCUUCCUGCAACCUCGAUAAUCAUAUUGUAUUAUUUGAAGGAUCCGACAGCAGUAUUAAUCACUAUCUUCGUGUAUAACAUGGUGUUUGUUCUGGUUCUGGGGUUGAUGGUCAAGGCGAAACGCGUGGAGAUUUUUGCUGCAGCCACAGCGUUUGCUGCGGUGCAGGUGACGAUGAUCACGGCUGGUAGAAGCAGUUCGUGAGCUGGGAGCCACACUUUUCGAUAUAGACGAGUAGAUGAAUAAUGGCAAAUUGUUUGCGCAAAGGAUGCUACGGGAAUCGUAUAAAGUCAAAAGGUCGAACAGAGGGAGGGAAGCUCCAGCAAAUACGGUCGGACUUUACACACUUCCAUUAGCAUCUUUGAAACCCUUACGAAAGGGGACACGCCUGUGAGAUGUCGAUGUCUUUGGCCGAGAAGAAUAGGACCUCGAGCCUUUGAUUAUUGGAUUUUCGUUAAUUUGUCAAAUCACUUACUCUGUUCGGUGGCCUCUAUGAGUAAACAAAGGACGGUGCAUCAAAUAUACUGAUGAUAGUAGGAUUGCAUGGCUUUUGUUUACUCGAGAUAGGAUUUCGUCCAUCCUCAAGAGCAUACAUAUAGAGUGGGCGACAACUAGAAACCCUUUUUGAAUUAUCUAGUUACAUUAUAU